AUGGAAGAAAAGUUAAAAUCAUCAUUAAAAAAUCGUCGUAGUAAUUAUCAGGAAGUACUGGAAAGUCCACAUCUAUUAGAAGUAAGCAAGUUCUAUUCUGCAUGUAGAAAUGGAGAUAUAGAUACAGUCAAACAAAUGCUACUUGGUAUUUCUUACGAUCAAUUGAACCAGCUGGAGCCUAACGGUAGUACUGCUCUUCAUGCUGCAACAUAUUUUGGUCAUUUAGACAUUGUCCGUCUACUUCUACAUGAAUAUGGUUGUCAACGACAUCUACGAAAUCAUUACGGUUUCACAGCAUAUGAAUUGGCACAAACUGAAGAAAUGCGACAAAUCUUUCAUCGACCAUCAAAUAAAAAUCGAUUUAAUGACGAUUCGAUGGCUUUUGAACAAACGUUUAGAAGACAUUCAUCAUCAACAAAUAAAAUUGUAAUGGGCAGUAAUAUUGAUGGCAAUGACGUUGCAAAACCUAAUCAACGAUUUUAUGUCGGUUAUGAAACAAAUGAAGAAAUCAAAAAGCAAUUAGACAGCAUUAAUAGUGUUAAAGCGUUCUUUCAAUCACGAGCUGGUCGAUAUAUAAUGAAACAAGGAAUGAAAUUAAAACUUGACAAAAAAGCUGGCUAUAGUGAGGAAGAAUAUGCUUAUAUUGCAAGUGAAGAAUUUCAACAAAAAUCUUUGAAAAAAAUAUUGAAUGAGGAUGUUACUUCAAAUCAUCCUGACUAUAAACAUUGCUGUCACCUACUCAACGAAUACAUUCAACAAGAUACAAUUGAAUCUCUGUUAAAACUCUACACAUUGGAAACUCCUUUCUAUCGAUCAUUAUUGAAAUCGUCAAGUCCAUUGGAAUUUCCACUUUUUAUGCAUUUGUCAGAUUUGAAAGAACGUUAUUAUCAAGGAUAUUCCUAUCGUGGUGUUCAAUUGACUCAACAUCAGUUAAAUGAAUAUCGAUGGGCAUUGAAGAAUAGAGAUAGUGUUUUAUCAUUGCUUACAUUUGAGUCAACAUCCAUUAAUCGAGACGUAGCUGAACAGUUUGCUGCAAGAUCUUCAUCAUCAUCGUCAGAUAAAAUAAGUGUCCUAUUGAUAUUCCAUUUUCCUCAACCAUGUGAUACAGCAAUCAAUUUAAGUAAAAUUCCUCUAUAUCAAUUACCAUGUAUAUCAAAUUAUGAAAAUGAAAAAGAAGUAUUAAUUGCUCCACGAACAUUUUUCAAAGUGACAGAUAUUGAAAUUGAUCGACCUCAUGAACACUAUACGGUUUAUUUAGAGAAUGUAUGCGGAGAACAACAAACUAUGUUGAAAGCACUAAAAAUUUUCCUUACAAAUGACUUGAACAAGAAAACUAACAAAUGUUUCGUCUUCGAUCAUGUAUUCUGCACUACCGAUUGA
Rotaria sp. Silwood1 is the source of this 1380-nucleotide messenger RNA. NCBI's taxonomy places the organism in Eukaryota, Metazoa, Rotifera, Eurotatoria, Philodinida, Philodinidae. The record is from the annotation of a GenBank genome assembly.